UAUGCCAAUGACUUUGUAGAAAGAAGGCAAGAAUCAUAGUAAAACCAUUUUCAUUUUGAAACUUGAUUUGCAAAAAUCCUCCCUCUUCACCAUCUCUAACUCUUCACACCAUCAUUGUGCUGUGUUUGAUAAUUCAUAUUUCAAUUGGGUGAUGGCUGCUUUUGCUGCAGCUACUUCCCUUAAGAAUACGUUGGAGCGUAUUCUACACUCGUCUCGCUUUUUGCUGGUUCCUCCGUCUGCGGAUAUCGCAGCACUCACCUACAAAGCCGUCUACGACAUCCAGACAAUUCUGCUACAACUGGAGUACACCAGCUACAGCAAGAUAAGGACGAAGGUGAACACUGUAGAUGAACAAAUCAAACAGGCCAUAUGGGAAUUCGAAGAUUUAUUAGAAUCUCUCAUCUAUGAUCAAAUUCUUCCACAACUCGAAAUCUCAUCGGUAGGUGAGAAUGAUCAAUUGUAUUUCUUUGUAGAUCUGCAAAGUCUACAACAGAGUGUUGAUUGCUUUAUCGAAAAGCUGAUGGAAAUGGAGGAGGAGUAUGUUUUAGAAUUGGAGAAUAUGCCUGAAGAAGAAGGCGAACCUAUUUCCUCAAGAAUUGAUUCUAGCGGAAUCAACUCAAACAUGGUUGGAUUAUCUGAUCAAUUUCAACAAGCCAAGGAUUAUGUUCUUUCAGAAGAUAAGAAUUGGUUAUCGCUCGUUGGGAUGGCAGGGGUUGGAAAGACAACUCUGGCUAAGAAAGUAUUUGACGAUCCGUCUAUCCAGGCACAUUUCGAGCUUCGUGCAUGGGUCAGAGUGGGCAGAAAAUGUGAAUUCAAUGAAAUAUUACGAAGCAUUCUGGCUCAAGUGGAUCCUAAUACUCACUACCAAAUGCUUAGCCAAAGAGACGAUGACGACGACCAUAAAUUAGUUGGAGCCUUGGAAGAGAGACUGAGGAAUAAGAAAUGUCUCAUUGUGUUGGAUGACGUAUGGGUAUUGAAUACACAAGCAAUGGAUUACUUGCCAAAAAUGAAUGUCCGAAUCUUGCUUACAAGCAGGAUGGCAAAUAAGCAAUCUACACUUCUAGUAGUACGCUUGUUGACUUUUGAAGAAAGUAACAAAUUACUUGGUGAGAAGGUGUUUGGUGAAGAGGGUUUCCCGCCCCACCUUGAGAAAUUGGGAGAGAAGAUUGCGGAAAAGUGUGAAGGUCUUCCACUUAUGAUAGUCAUAGUUGCGGAGCUUCUAUCUAAAGAAGACAAGACCUCAGAAUACUGGACUGAGAUAGCGGGAAAAAUACAAAAUUCUGUGUUUGUGGAAGCAUACGAUCAAGUAUCAGAGGUAUUUUUGCCAAGCUAUGACUACUUGCCUCAACAUUUAAAAAUGAUAUUUGUCUAUUUUGGAGCUUUCCCUCCAUAUACGGAUAUACAGCCGGACAAAAUUUUCCAACUUUUGAGUGCUGAGGGGUUUGUUGAACUGCUUGGAAAACAAAUUUGGGAUGAAUUUAAGGUCGAAGUCUGGACUGAUCUUUGUAUUUUGUAUUAUCUUGUUCUUUACGAUUAUAGCCCUGACUCUUGGUUUUCAUCAAAAAUCUGUCGCGUGCAUUCUUGUUGGCAGCACGUGUGUAGGAAAGAAGCUAGUAAGAUCAAGUUUUUGCAUGUUUUACAAAGUUCUGAUGAUGUUUUGAUAGAGCAGCGUCGGUUGUGUGCCCACUACAACACUUUAUUUGCCUUCAAAGAAGUGUGUGAUUCAAUAAAAAGGGAUUGCUCAUCAACAGCCCGUUCUCUCCUUUGUUUUGGUCCUAACCACCUAUAUCCGCUGCCAAUACAUGCCAUGGAUUUCAAGUUGCUCAGGGUACUAGAUGCUUAUGCAGUCCGAUUUUAUCAUAUCCCACUUGAGAUUAUGAAACUAGUUUGUCUAACCUAUCUUGCCUUAACUUGCAACAAAGAGAUCCCUGUUUCCAUAUCCAACCUUUUUCACCUUCAAAUAUUGAUUAUUGGACAAUAUUUGAAUAUCAAAAAGUUAGGAUGUCAGUCAUAUAUGCCCGGACAAAUAUGGGGCAUGCAAGAUCUACAAUGUAUUUGUAUAAGCGGAAGAGACCUACCAACCCCUAAUUCUAAUGCUACUCUGGACAAACUCUCAUUUCUUUUUGGUGUAAGCGCAAAGAGUUGCACUAGAGAAAUUCUCAAAAGAAUCCCUAAUUUAAGGUAUUUAGAAGUUGUGAUGGAGUUGAAGCAUUAUGUUGAUGAGGAUGAUAGUGACCUACUGAAUGGCUUGGGUUAUAUCUCAAAGGAACUUCAUAAUUUGAGGGUACUUUCAUAUUCUGUAUUGAACCCUGAUAUGAAGUACUAUAAGUGUAUCAUUCCUCUUUCAAUGUUCCCAUCAAGUUUGAGAAUAUUGUGCUUGAGUGGCACAGGGUGUCCAUGGGAGCACAUGAAUAAGAUUGGUUCAUUGCUACCAAAUCUUAUAAAGCUCGAUUUAAAACAGUAUGCCUUUCGAGGUCCAGAGUGGGAUAUAGAAUCGGGGUGUUUUUUGAAACUUGAGACACUUAUAGUUGAUGAUGCUGAUUUGGUGCGAUGGAGAGCUCAAAAUGGAAGCCUCCCAAGGCUUCAGCUCCUAAGCUUACGGCAUUGCUACAAAUUGAAACAUCUUGAUUGGAUGCUUGAUUCCUCAAUGGUUACACCUAUAAUUGAAAUAGUAGAUUGCCAUCCCUUUAUUUUUGCUUCUGUGGCGAAAAUACCAGAAUAUCUCUCCAAAUCUCGAUGCUACUGUUCUUAUUUGUGACCGAGAGGACGAGAAGUCAGCAUCUAGAUAUCUCAAUUCGGUUAACAGGCAAAUGAGAGAGCAGAAUGGGUCAGAUCCACAUUAUCCCAUCACCUAUCACUUUAAUUGUAAUACCAUGUUGUUUUUGUGAAUCUAAGGAUAAUGAUUUGUUUGAUUUUGUUGAGAAUUAUGAAAGUUGAAUGUUGAAUCA
This is a messenger RNA of Salvia hispanica, 2948 nucleotides long. RefSeq names its product putative late blight resistance protein homolog R1A-4. The record is from RefSeq and is a predicted model, not a curated record. Lineage: Eukaryota; Viridiplantae; Streptophyta; Magnoliopsida; Lamiales; Lamiaceae. Gene Ontology annotation, biological process: defense response to other organism. Gene Ontology annotation, molecular function: ADP binding.